Messenger RNA from Clonostachys rhizophaga, 1575 nucleotides. The record is from the annotation of a GenBank genome assembly. NCBI's taxonomy places the organism in Eukaryota, Fungi, Ascomycota, Sordariomycetes, Hypocreales, Bionectriaceae.
AUGAACCGCGGUCGAGGGUCGGGCAGAGGAGCCCGCGGGGCCGCCAGUUCUGCUACUUCAGCCAGCUCCAGACCGGCAGCAGCACCCGCCGCAUCUACCACCACCAGAGGAGCCUCUACGGCCGCCUCACGAGCCACGCGGGCACCCACCGUCGGCCGGUUCCGUCCCAAGAACAUCCGCAGAGAUGAGGCCGAACGAUUAGAUCUUGCGAGGCAAGAGGAGAAGAAGGCCCAAGAGAGAGAUGCCGAGGAGCGCCGCGCCCGGGGCCGUUCGCGGUUCCGUAGCAAGCGCAGCCGUGGAAAUGCGAUGGGCGCUCGGGGGGGUCGCGGAGGAAUAGUAGGUGCUGCCACCGGGCCUUUCUCAGGUGGAAUAUCCGGUAGCGCAGGUGGUUGGUUUGGAGGUGGCGGCGGCGGCGGCGGCGGUGGUGGUGGUGGUGGUGGUUUCAGAAUGGGUGGCGGCGGGUCAUAUCGAGGCGCCAAAUCUGAGGGCGAGGGCUUCAGGGAAGCCAACCGAUAUCGUGAAGCAAGAAUCAAUGCCGACAAACUACACACCAUGGCGGCAGAGGAGGAGCUAGGAAGCGAGGAUGAAGCUACCAUGGCCGCCCUCACGUCGCGUCCCGCGGACGUUAUGCCAAUGGGUAUCUACCGAACCGAACAUAAGGAGGUCGGAGUCGUGGUUGCCACAACGAAAGAGUUGGAAGCCGCAGAGAACGCCGCCGAAGAAGAGGAAAGCUUGUGGGUUGAUGAGGAUAGCCCAGCACGGCCCAUCCCUGAGCAAGCCAAGGAAGAGGGCAUCUGGGACACAGGAGACAACGGCCCUACUGUCAUUAAGAAGGAGGAUGUUGACGGCUCGAUGGAUAUCGAUCCCAGCCUCGCUUCGCCUGAGGAUGCGAAGAAACCUCUAGUCGAGAUCAAAGUCAAAAAGACAGCGCCCCAGGACCCCGAGGAAGCUAUAAUUCAGUCGGAUUUAAAUCUACUAGCAAGUGAGCUCGGCACCAUCGCCAUUGCUCCGAAAGAGGGAGGAGAGGAAAAGCCAGAGGAAGCCCCUAUGGAUAAGGACGGACGCCUGUACCUUUGGCAAUUCCCGCCACUCCUCCCGCCACUGAAGAAAAGCGCAGAAGCGAAGCCCAAGCCCAGAGUUAAGGACGAGCCUCAAGACUUAGAUAUGCUAAACUCUGCACCCACCGCGCCGAUUGAUCUCACUGCAGAACAGGCCGGCGAACCCGAACCUGAGGCGGACGAUGACGAGGUGGAUGAUGGCAAGGGAUUCCUGUCAUCCAUGCUUUCGGAGGGUGGAAUGAUUGGUGAGCUCAAGGUACGAAAGUCUGGCAAGGUUGAGCUGGACUGGGGUGGUCAGAUUCUAGAAGUGAGCCCAGCUACGGCAAUGAACUUCUUAACGACUGCGGUAAUAGUAGAAGAAAAUGACUCCAAGGCCGAUCCCAACGCCAUCGGGGGCGAGAGUGUGGGAAUGGGAAAGAUCAUGGGCCGGUUCGUUCUUGCGCCUGUUUGGGGUGAAGAAGAUGACUGGGAGGUCGCGCCAGAGGAACUGGUAGUAGAUGAAGGCACGGCAAAUUAA